Uncinocarpus reesii 1704 is the source of this 444-nucleotide messenger RNA. RefSeq lists its product as uncharacterized. Gene Ontology annotation, biological process: mRNA export from nucleus. Gene Ontology annotation, cellular component: nucleus. Lineage: Eukaryota; Fungi; Ascomycota; Eurotiomycetes; Onygenales; Onygenaceae. The record is from RefSeq and is a predicted model, not a curated record. Bases 1 to 444 code for a protein of 147 amino acids. The transcript has 4 exons. Gene Ontology annotation, molecular function: mRNA binding.
AUGGUUACUUACAACCAAAACGGUACCAGCCGUGGGAUUGCCGCCAUUACUUUUGCUCGCCCGGAUACUGCGGCAAAAGCUGCCAAGGAGCUGAACGGUUUGCUGAUUGACAAACGCCCGAUCAAAAUUGAAGUUGUCGUAGACGCUUCGCGGGCUCCUCCAGCACCUCCUGUCAAAUCACUUGGCGAACGCGUCGCUCACCCGAAAUCACAGCCUAAACCUGUGUCGGCCGCGAAAUCCGGCAAACGUGAUUCGCGCGGGCGCACUCAACGUGGCCGUAAUGCGAAUCGCCCGAAACGAAAGACUGUAGCCGAACUGGAUGCUGAGAUGGUGGAUUACUUUGAGACGUCUACCACCACGAACAACGCUGCACCGACCAAUGGUACCGCGCAGCCUACCGGCAGUACUGAUGAUAUGGGCAUGGAUGAAAUCUCUCUCGGUUAA